AUUUUCUUAUUUGAAAACAAAAAAAACUUCCAGAAAGUACCCCUGUAUCAAUAUGCAUGGUCUAUCUUUACUGAUUGAUAAUUGUUUCUAGAGAAAUUGACUAUGUCUACAAGGGUUGUUGGCAUUGACAUGGAGGAUCACAAGGCUUCCAUCGCCGCGGUUUCUCACCCAAGUUACGGUCAAGUUUUUGGUGAUAAAGUGAGGAGGUUUCCGGGUUUGUUGUGGCAUUCAGCCAGCAAAUUUGGUGGGGUUUUGAGGAACUAUCUUAAGAGGUUUGCUCAGAGAGUGUUGAAAUUUCUGGGUUCAUGGUGGCAUACAUUUCGGAAGGUGGGUGAAGAAGAUCAUAGAAGAGUGAUUCAUGCUCUGAAAGUUGGUUUUGCAUUGGCACUGGUUUCACAGUUGUAUUUGAUUAAGCCACUGUACAAAAGGUUUGAUGACGGUGCCAUCUGGGCUGUGAUGACUGUUGUUGUUGUGCUUGAGUUCACUGCAGGUGCAACUUUGUACAAAGGAUUGAAUAGAGGAUUGGGGACAUUUUUAGCAGGAUUCUUAGCCGUCUUCAUUGAAUACAUUUCAAACGCAUCCGGUCAUACUUUCAGAGCUGUUUUCAUUAGUGUUGCCGUUUUCCUAGUAGGAGCUGGAGCUACAUACAUGAGGUUCUUUCCUUCCAUAAAGAAGAACUAUGACUAUGGCGUUGUGAUUUUCCUUUUAACCUUUAAUUUGAUCACCGUAUCAAGCUAUCGUGUUGACAAUGUAUUGAACCUAGCGAAAGAACGAAUGUAUACCAUCGGUAUUGGCUGUGGCAUCUGCCUUUGGAUGACUCUUUUCAUCUUUCCCACUUGGUCCGGCCAGGACCUUCAUAAUUCCACUGUCACCAAACUCGAAGGCCUCGCUAAAUCCAUCAAAGCUUGUGUGAAGGAAUAUUUCAAUGAUAACGAUGCUGAAGGAGUGGGCCAAAAUAUUGAUGAUAUUAUCUACCAAGGUUGCAAGCUUGUUUUGGAUUCCAAAUCCAUUGAUGAAACUCUUGCAGUUUAUGCAAGCUGGGAGCCCAGGCAUGCUCGACAUAAAAUUCCAUGUAAUCGAUAUGUGAAACUGGGAACAGUUCUUCGCCAAUUCGGAUAUUCAGUGGUUGCACUUCAUGGCUGUUUACAAACUGAAAUUCAGACUCCGAAAUCGGUUCGAGCCCUGUUCAAAGAUCCAUGCAUUCGCCUAGCUUGUGAAGUCUCAAAAGCGCUUACAGAGCUUGCCAAUAGUGUUAAAAAUCGCCGCCAAUGCUCCCCGGAGAUACUCUCCGAUCACCUCCACGAAGCUCUACAAGACCUCGACGCUGCCAUAAAAUCUCAACCGAGGCUGUUUCUCGGAUCCAACGAGAACCACGCCGGCAACAUGCUAGCCCUAGCAGCUGCACACGCAACGCAAAAGCAACAAAAAGAAACAGAAGCAAAAAUCUCAUUAUCGAGCGUAAAAACCGACUCUUCUGCGCUGCUGGAAUGGAAAACGAAGAGAAAAACCGACCCGUCGGAACUGGAGGGGAAGACGUUGAGGCCACAGCUGAGUAAAAUCGCAAUAAUGAGCCUCGAAUUCUCGGAAGCGCUUCCUUUUGCUUCCUUUGCUUCUUUGCUGUUAGAGAUCGUGGCGAGGCUGGAUACUGUGAUUGAGGAAGUGGAAGAACUCGGGAGAAUUGCGCAGUUCAACGAGUACAGCCAUGGCGAUGAUCAGAUCGUUGUGACCUGUGAAAGGCCAUUGAAAAUGGAUAAUCAUUUACCUUCUGACGCCGCAUAAUUGAAAUUGCAUGAUAUGGUUCUUUGCUUGCUAGAUAUACUGAAAUUUAUUUUAUUGUAUUUGUUUGGUGAAUAAUAUUUUUAUUUUUAUUUUUUUAA
Molecule: messenger RNA, 1877 nt
Organism: Mangifera indica (mango)
Lineage: Eukaryota; Viridiplantae; Streptophyta; Magnoliopsida; Sapindales; Anacardiaceae
Product: aluminum-activated malate transporter 12-like
Exons: 6
Coding region: 103-1779 (558 amino acids)
Biological process (GO): malate transport
Cellular component (GO): plant-type vacuole membrane
Source: RefSeq, a predicted model, not a curated record